Molecule: messenger RNA, 290 nt
Organism: Yamadazyma tenuis ATCC 10573
Lineage: Eukaryota; Fungi; Ascomycota; Pichiomycetes; Serinales; Debaryomycetaceae
Source: RefSeq, a predicted model, not a curated record
UUUAUUCCUUUACAACAAUGUCAGACUUUAAAAAAACCUUCCAGACUAUGCCCGACUUCUUUUUACCAUUAGGUUCUGAAGUAAGCGAACCUUUUGUGAUUCCUAAUGUAUCACCUACCACAUCCCCAUUGUUAGCACCAGUACCAGAAGAAACUGAGGAAACAGAGCAUGUUUCUGUCCCUAUUGUGGAUUUGAACUAAGCACAUAGCUAUAACACUGCAUACAUGGACUUGGGACUGGUUACGGAUACGGAAUGAUUGUAUAUUAUAUAUUUGAAUGAAAGCAUUAUA